Molecule: messenger RNA, 1779 nt
Organism: Ogataea angusta
Lineage: Eukaryota; Fungi; Ascomycota; Pichiomycetes; Pichiales; Pichiaceae
Exons: 1
Coding region: 1-1779 (592 amino acids)
Biological process (GO): mitochondrial respiratory chain complex III assembly
Cellular component (GO): mitochondrial inner membrane
Source: RefSeq, a predicted model, not a curated record
AUGCUGAGGCAGUGGAGCGGCCAUGUGGCUAGAAUGCCAAAGCUGCACAGGCAAACCACACCUUUGAGACAUUUUCAUUUCAUUAAUUCCAGGCUGCAACUGGAUCAGGACCAGAAUAGUAAAUAUAGAGAGAGACUUCAUCUGGACUCAGAGCCCAUUAAUUCUCAGAAGAACGAUUCCACCUACGAAUCGUACCAGAGGUUCCAGGCGAUGUUCAUGGGAAUAAUGGUCAUUGUUGGAUCGAUUGGAGGGUACGAGUUGUAUAGAAACUGGGAUUUUGUGAAAAGAAAAGUGCUUGGAGAUUCUUACGAUAUGUCCAAAUUUGAAGAGGUCUACGCGCAGAUUCAGGCAAAGCAGGAGAAGAAGAAAAACAAACUCGACGCGCUUAAUGCCACUGUGACCAACCCAAAUACAAGUGACGUUCCGGGACUAUACAUAUGCGGAGACAAUUCCACUCAGAUGGUUUCCAGCGACCCUAAAGUCAAAUUCCAAUCGGUGCUGAAGCGUCUGGACAUAUUUGACAACAUGCUUGUUCGCGAUGUGGCUUUGGGAGAGGCCUCGGGCGCAUUGAUUAACGAGAAAGGACAUUUAUACCAAUGGGGUGCAGGAUUUGGAGGAAACUCGUCCAAGCCAACGCUGAAGGGGAAAGAUUUGGUGAAGGUGAGGAUCAGCAAUGGACUGAUAUACGCUCUUACGAAACGAGGAGAGGUUCUAUUUUUGCCUGAGAGCGCAAAUGAACAGCAACAAUACAGGGAAAAGGAUAAGGGGUGGCUUUUUUCUAGUACCAGAAACUACGGCAAACUGGCUACCAGCAGACCGAUAAAAGACAUUGUCACUGGAAAAGAGCAUUUGGUUCUUCUAGAUAAUAGAGGAUUCGUCUACACUGCGGCUACAGGUUUUGAACCCCUGAAGAGGUCGUAUGGUCAGUUUGGUCUUCCUGAAUAUUCCCAGUUUGAUGAGCCGCCAGUGCCGAACGAGCUUCAUGAAGUGACUCUGCUGAACCGUGUGAGAGAAAACGACAUUUUGACCCAGCGUGAAAUCAAGAAGAUUGCUGCUGGAGAUUACUUCACCGUGUGUCUGGACAGCCUAGGGAACAUUUGGGCUUUUGGCAAGAACACUUACGGGUCCCUAGGCAAGGAAGUCAACUACAAAACUGAAAUUGUGCCAUACCCAUGCAAGGUCGAGUUGAUCAGCAAGAGGUUCAAAAGAAGCGAUCUUCCUCAGUGCAUCGACAUCGCCGCAGGUGGAGAUACCGCGUUUGCCUCGUUCGUGUCUUCGGACAUCUACGAGCUCUUUGAACACAGCUUGAAAAACUCCAAAAAUCUCGAUCUGAGCAUGCUUUCCGAUCAGCAGAAGGAGUCGUUAGUUCACUUUGCGUGGGGACAUGGGCUGAAGGGCGAGCUUGGAAAUGGCCAUUUUGUGCAUGGCCAGGCAGAGCCAACAAAAAUACAGAAACUGAACGAUAUUCGGGAAUAUGACGAGACUAAGGGGAAAUUGGAGGUGCUGGGAUUGCGCCAAUGGAGUGUUGGAGGCAACCAUGCCGUGGCCACGCUGUCGAACGGAGACGUUUAUGACUGGGGAGACAAUGAAUUUGGCCAGCUUGGAAACGGAAAGCGAAUCCGCUCUGGGGUGCCGACUCCGGUUCCUGCGCUUUUGGAGCCUGGAAAGCCUUUCAUUAGGAGUGAAAAUAGCCGUCUCCAGCUAAAGGCCACCAAAAAGUACGAACAGGUGGCCGUCGCCGGCCCAAGCACCACUGCUAUAUACUACAAAUGUAAAUAG